This is a messenger RNA of Vespa crabro (European hornet), 5341 nucleotides long. RefSeq names its product CUGBP Elav-like family member 4 (gene bru3). Lineage: Eukaryota; Metazoa; Arthropoda; Insecta; Hymenoptera; Vespidae. Bases 1143 to 2309 code for a protein of 388 amino acids. Gene Ontology annotation, biological process: regulation of alternative mRNA splicing, via spliceosome; mRNA splice site recognition. The transcript is spliced from 15 exons. Gene Ontology annotation, cellular component: cytoplasm; ribonucleoprotein complex; nucleus. Gene Ontology annotation, molecular function: mRNA binding. The record is from RefSeq and is a predicted model, not a curated record.
CGGAGAGCGACCGCAGUGUACACCAUCUCCACGUUUUGGCAAAGGAGGUGGCGUCGUUGCCGAGUGCGCUAGUUCCCACUCUCUCUCUCUCUCUUUUUCUUUUUCGCCGUACGAUUAUCUGCGAACAGAUUGUUUUUAUUUUCUCGCCUUCCUGUGUAUCCUCAGUCUUUUUCCCCUGUGUUUGUGCGCGUGCCUCUGUCUGUUUCUCACCUUCUCUCUCUCUCUCUCUCUCUCUCUCUCUCUCUCUCUCUCUCCCUCUCUAUUUCUCUCUCUCUCUCUCUCUAUCUCUAUCUCUAUCUAUCUCUAUCUAUCUCUAUCUCCCUCACUUUCUAUUCCUUCUUUCUCAAUCUCUAGCUUCCUCGAUCCGUUACGCUCACGCGUCUUCCAUUUCCUCUCUUGCGAGUUGUGUAGAUCGUCGAUCUCCGCGAUUAUCGUUGUCGGUGUUGAGUUGGGUUUGGGGGGGGGGGGUUGUUCUCAUCAAAAGAACGCGAGGAAAAGUCGAAGAGAGUGAUACCGCGAGGACACGUGGGAAGCUUGCUACGGAGAGGUCGUCAUCGUCAUUACCCUCGUGUUCACGUGCUUCAAUUUCCAAGUGUUUCUUCGCAUUGUCCAAUCGGCUCGAUGUAUCAGAGAGAAGAAGAGGAAUGAUUAUGAUGAUUACGAUGACGCAUCUCAAACGUCAUCGAUUUUCCACAGACAUUUUCCGGAACGAUUAGCGAAAGGACACGCUUGGACGUCUAUCAAAGACAAACGGUUUAUUUUCCUUCUUGUGCGUUCUUGUGCCUUGUGAAACUAUUUUUCUUCGUCUUCAUAGGAUUUCCGGGAUCCGCAAACACGCGGAAUCAAACAGGCAGCGUGGAGCGCUCGGCGAUCGUGUGGCCGCGCGCCGCGGACCUCUACCUUUACCAGCCAGGGUGUGCAUUUCUCACCUACUACAGCCGUGACAGCGCCAUCAGUGCCCAGAACGCUCUACAUGAGAAGCGGACUUUACCAGGGGGUGUGACGGGCGACCGGCUGGCCGGGGGCGCCGCACACCUCCUCCAUCUCUUCUUCUUCUUGCCACGUCCACAACACACAAUGUAACAACAACUACCACUACUAGAGUCGUCCGCGCGAACCACGUUCUCAAUGUACUCGAUGUGAUGAACCGUCCUAUUCAAGUGAAGCCGGCGGACAGUGAAAACCGCGGAGACAGAAAGCUGUUCGUGGGAAUGCUCAGCAAGCAACAGACUGAAGACGAUGUCCGACAAUUGUUCGCUGCCUUCGGCACAAUAGAGGAGUGUACCAUCCUCCGUGGUCCAGACGGUAGCAGCAAGGGCUGCGCAUUCGUUAAGCUGUCGUCGCAUCAAGAAGCACUAGCGGCGAUAAAUUCUCUACACGGUAGCCAAACUAUGCCGGGUGCGUCAUCCAGCGUAGUGGUAAAGUUCGCGGACACUGAGAAAGAGAGACAACUAAGACGCAUGCAGCAAAUGGCCGGGAACAUGAGCCUCCUUAACCCUUUUGUCUUCAAUCAGUUUGGCGCCUAUGGCGCUUACGCCCAGCAACAAGCAGCGCUGAUGGCAGCUGCUACGGCACAGGGAACAUAUAUCAGCCCAAUGGCCGCUCUAGCCGCUGGACAAUUACCACACGCUCUGAACGGCAUGCCAAAUCCCGUCGUACCACCGACUUCUGGUUUGCUCGUAGGUUCCACAGGACAGCCAGUUAACGGAGCGAUACCGUCGUUACCCUCGCCGACGAUGCCCAAUUUCAACAUGGCCGCCCAAACACCGAACGGUCAACCAGCAGGUUCGGAUCCAGGUGUCUAUACCAACGGGAUACCGCAAACCUACUCGGGACAUGCCCUCCAUUUGUCGAUUCCAGCACAGGGCCUGCCCAAUGGGGAGGCGGCACUUCAACAUGCCGCCUCUUAUCCCGGAAUGCAAGCUUAUCCUCCUGGUGUCGCUUAUCCCGCCGUCUACGGCCAAUUUCCCCAAGCUAUCCCUCAGCCGAUGACCGCCGCUGUGGCACCUACGCAAAGGGAAGGAUGCUCUAUCUCAGGACCCGAGGGCUGCAACCUGUUCAUCUACCACCUGCCACAGGAGUUCGGUGACACCGAGCUCAUGCAGAUGUUCAUGCCCUUCGGCAACGUCAUCUCCUCGAAGGUCUUCAUCGACCGGGCCACUAACCAGAGCAAAUGCUUCGGUUUCGUGUCGUUCGACAAUCAAGCGAGCGCGCAAGCAGCGAUCCACGCGAUGAACGGAUUUCAGAUAGGAAUGAAACGGUUAAAGGUACAACUUAAGAGGCCCAAGGAUUCUAGCAAGCCAUACUAACCCACGUCCUAGCGUAGAAAAACUGGACGGAUUGCGCCCUACGUCAUAACUUACAGAAUGUCGUACGAGAACGCGAGCCCUUUGGAAGCUCGACGAUCAGGAGUGACGAGUUUGAAUCACCGCUACAGCGCUCCUCUCCAUCGUAAUAACCUAGUAUACUAGCUAGUUAAUUUCAUAGAGGAUAGUAUCUAGAGAUCGAGAUAGAGACGCAGCUUCGUCGCUCGCUAAAAAGUUAAGCCUCGACGAAGACGAAGGAGAUCCAAAGGAGAUCGACUCGGAUGUUUUCUUUCUUUUUCCUUUUUGUUUUCUUUUCUUUUCUUUUUCUUUUCUUCUUUUUCUCUUUUUGUUCUUUUCUCUGCGCUAAAUCCAAAUUCGAGAGAAGACUAAAGGGGCAAAAAAAUAUUAUACCCUUCGACAAAUGCAACGGCGCGAGGAAGUUGGAGCGCAUCUCUCUUCGCUGACGUUUGACGUUUGACGUUUGACGUUUGACGUUUGACGUUUGACGUUUGGAAGAAAGGAUCUUUGGUCGAAUAUUCUACUCGUCAUCCCGUUUCUUCCUAGCAUUUCUGUCGGAUAUUUUUUUUUUGCAAUCCCAUCAUUAUCCCCCCCGCCCCACUCUCCCUUCGAUCUAAACUCUCCCAACCCUUUUCUAUCGUUUCGCAAAAGAUUCAACCGUUCCAAUAUCCGCCGUUGUCGAAACUCUUCAGGGCAUUUUAAAGAAUGAGAAAAUAAUUUUCAAAAGACGAGAGAAGAAGGAGGAAGAAGAAGAAAGAAGAAAACGAAAAAACAAGAAAAAACCAAAGAAGCUCGACGAACUUGGGCUCAGCGUCAAGAUCCGAAAUCCUGCGAGGAGCUCAUCCGAGUGUCUCUCUCUUAUAUAUAAUAUUAAUAUAUGUAUAUAUAUAUACACAUAUAUACAUAUACAUAUACAUAUAUAUAUAUAUAUAUAUAUAUAUAUAUAUAUGUAUGUAUGUAUAUAUACACACGUCUAUAAGAAUUUUAACGCGUAUCGUCGCGCGCUGUAGGUUUUAUAUACACUGCAACUAGAGAGAGAACGUCAGUGCCGUGCGUCAAGAGAAGAAAUAGGCAACUUUCUAGGCUUCCUAGACUCACGGUCCUUCGUUGUCCCUGUAUAGCACGUAUUGAUUACGAUUGUCCUUAUUAACUUAUUAUCAUUAUCGCGUUAUCAUUCUUCUUAUCAAGUCGCGAGCGAGUUUCCGGCCGAAAGUAUAUACAUAUAUAUAUACAUAUUAUUAUUAUUUUUACUUUUAUUUUUAUAACUAUUAUUAUUAUUAUUAUUCUUAUUACUACUACUACUACUACUACUACUAUUAUUAUUAUUAUUAUUAUUAUCAUUGUGUAUAUAUAUAUAUAUAUAUAUAUACACACGUACAGAAUCCACACACGUACACAAAAACACACACAGAAAAGUUUCUACAGAUUUUCACAGGCGUUUAUCUCAAGGGUUGUUCCUUUUACAGCGUCGAGAUAAGGAAAAAGUAAAAUCAUUUUUCGUUCGACCGACCGCAUACUGCAUCGCCCGAGAAAUGUCAACUAGGCUGUGAUUAUACCGAACAUACAAAAAAAAAGAAACCAAAGAAAAAGAAAAACACGGAAAGGAAAAAACGAGCAACGGAAUCGGCGUUUUCUUUGUACAGAGGAAAAUUUUCACAAGAUCGUAUCGUACUCGAGAGAAGGGCAUGGACUAUCAUCAUCCUUAGUUGAUUCAAAAACUAAUCCUUUCUUUUUAAUUUUCCUGACUCACGCUACUACUAUCAUUACUACUACGACUACUAAUGCUACUACUAUUACCAUUGGUAUUACUGCUAGUACUACUACUACUACUAUUACUAUUAUUAUACUAGUCAACACUUCUAGUCGCUCGCACCUACGAGUGGAGAAACGAUCACGAGUUGAGAUUUUGAAGUAUUAUGGAUUACCAGCACGCUUUGCCAUUCUUCUUCGUCGUUAUAUCUAUCGAUGAUGACACAUAGUACAAUCACAAAAAGAGAUGGGAAGGAAGAGAGAAUGGCGGAGCGUACAAAACUUUUAUCCUGCCAGAAUCCGAGCUACUCCUCGGUCCUUCGAAGACACGUCAAUUCACGCGCUGGGAACACGAGAAAAACGUAUAUCUAUCGUAGCUCGUUAUAUUGUCUGUUGCGAUCUUUAGAAUUGAAGAGCUUCAUAUAUAUAGCAAAGCUAAGCUAGCCCAUUUUUUCUUCUAUCGUCGUUCUAAAAGAAGUAAAAGACCAAAGAUAAGGGAGCGAUGUGUAAAAAGAUUAGGACAUUUUGCGAGCGAUGCCCGGUCGGAUCCUGCGAUCGAUCGCGAUUAGCGGGAAAUAGAAAAAGGUGCGGGAGUUAAACCAAAUACUUAGGCUAAUUUUUUAGACGAUAGGAUGCAUAAGAUGAUCAAGCGGAGCGAUAAAAUGGAGAGGAGACGUUUGAUCUAGCGGAAAUAAUCAACCAAAGUACCAACUAUUACUUAUAUCUAUAUAUCUAUAUAUACAUAUAUACGUAUAUGGAUAUAGAUAUAUAAAUAUCCAUUAUUUGAGAAGAGGAAGUAUAUAAAUAUAUAAUUAUAAAUAAUAUAAAUAUAUGAGAGAAAGAUAUAAUAUAUAUAUACUAUAUAUAUAUAGUAUACUAUAUAUAUAUAUAUAUAUAUUGAUUGAAAGAAAACUAGAGACUUAGUAAAUUAUUAUUAUUAUUAUAGUUUUAGCCAAUGAGAACGUAACAGAUCCGCAUUGUAAGGCAGAUAAGAGCGAGAGAGAAAGAGAGAGAGAGAGAGAGAGAGAGAGAGAGAGUGUGUGAAAGUGAAAAAAUACAACAAAUUAUUAGCUUCGCGGAAUACGAAAGGGUGACGGUACGUUUAGUGCGACAUAAAAACAAAAGGAACUAGUCACGUGCGCCGUUUAGAGCGCUGCUAUGUAAUAUAUAUAAUAUAAAUUAUACGCACAUAUAACGUAUAUUAUAUAUAUUAUAGUAAUAUUAUAUACAUAUAUACAUACAUAAAUACAUACACAUAUGCAUACAUA